UAAAAUAAAUAUUAUAAGAGCUACCCCGUAAAAAAUAUUGUAGAUAUAAAUUUAAUGUGACAUAUUAACCACACCACCUUAUAGCUCACCGUUUGGAAUUGCUCUUAACUCGUCAACUCGUUAUUACGACUAAUAAACUAUGAUAUUUGUUUGGGUUAUAAUUUGAAAAGAAAUCUAUAAAUUGAAGAAAUCUAUAAAUUGUCUUUGUUGGCGACGCAAAACGUAACACAACAAAGACAGUUGUUCGUACACACCUGAAGAUCGAUCGACCAAGCUAAGGAAAUGGCAUAUUUGAGUGCCAAAUCAUCAUCCUGUUCAAAUUAUAUGCUCAUGUUGCUCUUAUUCAUGUUGCUUCUGCUUUCGCAUUUCUGCGCAUCUGUUGAUGUUUGCGCACCAAACACACCUCCGGAAGAAGUGGUUGCCCUUCUAAAAGUUGCCGAAGAAUUAAAAAAACCUGGUAUGAGUAACUGCACGAGGGAUCCAUGUGACAGAAAUAACACUUGCUGGUAUACAGAAGUUGAUCCAAGAAGGCAUAGUUAUGUUAACCAAGUUUCAUGUUCAUGCAUUGACGGUGUAACACAUGUAGCAAAUAUUUCAUGGAAGGGCCAAAGUCUUCAAGGUGUCCUUCCAAGAUCCCUUGCAAAUCUCUCAUACCUUACCACUAUUGACUUUUCAAGGAGUCUUCUUACUGGAACUAUCCCACGAGAAUGGACAGCUACAAAUUUGGAAUUCGUGUCUGUUUUUGCUAAUCGUUUGUCAGGACCAAUUCCAGAUUAUGUGGGAAAUAUUAGCACCCUAACAUAUUUAAGCCUUGAGAGCAAUCUAUUCAACGGAACUAUUCCUCCUGAACUUGGGAAUUUAACCAACUUGAGCAACUUAACUUUAAGCGACAACUCACUUACAGGGUCCUUACCAGUCGAGUUAACUAAACUAAACAAUCUAACAGAAUUUCGAUUAAGCAGUAACAACUUCAGCGGACGCUUGCCUGAUUAUUUCCGUAGUUGGCCAAAACUCCAAGCUCUAGAAAUUCAAGGUAGUGGCUUUGAAGGGCCAAUACCAUCUAAUAUUUCUCUUCUGAAUGAUUUAAAGGAACUGAGAAUCACUGAUCUGAAUGGAGAUGGAUCUAAGUUUCCACCAUUCGAAAAUUUGAAUGGACUUACAACAAUGGUUUUAAGAAGCUGUAACAUCACUGGAAUUAUUCCUUCAUACAUAGGAGACAGAAUGCCACAAUUAGUCCAUCUAGAUCUUAGCUUCAACAAGUUAACAGGCAUCAUUCCAGAUAGCUUCCAAAAUUUGUACUUAAUGCGAAAACUAUAUCUGACAAGCAAUAUGUUAACUGGAACAAUUCCCAGCUGGAUCACAGACACAGAUGACAGUAGCCGUAUAGACCUUUCUUACAACAAUUUUAAUGAUAGCUCUAUACCAUCUCGUUGUGAUAAAACAACUCUAAACUUGUACAGAUGCAAUGCAAGGGAUUUCAAUACAAACUUAGAUACAAGCACAUGCAUGACAAGCUUUAGAUGUUCAAAAGCUCGGUACUCAUUACACAUCAACUGUGGAGGAAGAAGAACAAGAAUAGGAGAAACAACCUUUGAGCAAGAUAACGAAUCUGAUGGUGCUGCUAAAUUUGUUCCAAGAAGAGCAGAGUGGGGAUACAGUAGUAGUGGGGAGUUCUGGAAUCCUAGAUUUCCUACUGAUCUUUAUAUUGCCCAGAAUUCUUCUGAACUGAAGAUGAAUGGUACGGAGCUGUAUGAAGAAGCAAGACUAUCAGCUACAUCUCUCACUUACUAUGGUCGUUGUCUGGCAAAAGGGAACUACACAGUGACUCUUUACUUUUCUGAGAUCGUGUUUGCUGAUAACAACUCGUUUCUGAGUCUUGGGAGAAGAUUUUUUGAUAUCUAUAUCCAGGAGAAGUUGGUAGCGAAGGACUUUAAUAUAGAGAAGGAAGCGAAUGGAACGAGUAAGGCAAUCAAUGUAACUUUUCCACACAUAUUUGUAACGAAUUAUGUAGAGAUUCGGUUCUACUACGCUGGAAAAGGGAGCUGGCAGCUCCCAGUAAGAGGGAAUUAUGGUCCUCUUAUCUCAGCCAUUUCAGUAGAAGCAGAGUUCGACCCUCCAUUUAAUUGGAGAUUGCUCGUAUGGAUCUUAAUCGGGGCUAUGUUCUGUGUAAUUAUUAUUGUUCUUGGUAUACUUUGGUGGAAACGCCGUAUGGAAGACAUAGCAGCAAGGGAACAAGAUCUUCUAGGACAGAAUCCACAAAUAGGUUUAUUCACUUACAAACAAAUCAAGACUGCUUGUAACAACUUCAAUGCAGCUAACAAGAUUGGAGAAGGUGGUUUUGGUUCUGUGUACAAGGGGAGGUUAUGGGAUGGUACUCAUAUUGCAGUGAAACAACUUUCUUCAAGAUCAUCUCAAGGGAACAGGGAAUUUGUAAAUGAGAUUGGCAUUAUUUCUACCUUGUGCCAUCCAAAUCUUGUAAGAUUGUAUGGGUGUAGUGUUGAUACGAGCCAAUUGUUCUUGGUUUAUGAAUUUAUGGAGAACAAUGACCUUGGACAUGCUCUAUUUGAUGAAGGUUCAAAGAAUGGUUCGUUGAGAUUAGAUUGGCCAACGAGGAAAAAGAUUUGUGUAGGAAUUGCUAGGGGUUUAGCCUUCUUGCAUGAUGAAUCAACAAUAAAAAUUGUUCAUAGAGAUAUCAAAGCUACAAAUGUACUUCUUGAUCGCGAUCUUAACCCAAAAAUCUCUGACUUUGGCUUAGCAAAGCUAAAUGAAGAAGAUAAUACUCAUAUUAGCACCCGAAUUGCAGGAACAAUAGGAUACAUGGCGCCAGAAUAUGCAAUGCGAGGUUACUUAACAGACAAGGCCGAUGUUUACAGCUUUGGCGUUGUUGCGUUAGAAAUAGUAGCUGGAAGAAGUAAUAUGAAAUUUCAACCAAGUGGUGAUCUUUUUUGUCUCCUGGAUUUGGCCUUUGUUCUUCAACGGAAAGGAAACCUGAUAGAGCUGGUAGACCCGAAGUUAGGGACAGAUUACAACGUAGAAGAAGCAUCAACGAUAAUCCAAGUCGCAUUAUUAUGCAUUAAUCCAUCUCCAGCACUUAGGCCUACAAUGUCAAAGGCGUUGAGCAUGAUUGAAGGAAACAUAGAGGUUGAAGAACUAAUAUUAGAGCCUAAUAACACAUAUGGUCACGAAUGGAUGUACGGAUCGUCUAGGAAUUGGCAAAGCCAAAUGAUUGAAACCGAAACUCAAAGCCUAAUACAUUCACCAAGUGCACCCAAGGUUGAUUUAUCUUCUUCCUCGACGUCUUUACAUGAUCUUUAUCCAGUUGAUCAUUAUUAGUUAAGUAUCGUACUGUAAUCGUGUUGUAUUAGUUAAAUUAAAAGUCAUAUUUAGUAUGUGAAUAGGGGUAAAAAUUAAAAUUGUUUCAAGUAUUUAGAAACGGGAGAACUUUUAUCAUCAUCUAUAGAGAGAAAAUGUACACAUUUUUUUUAAUGAAAUAGAAAAAAU
Molecule: messenger RNA, 3501 nt
Organism: Spinacia oleracea (spinach)
Lineage: Eukaryota; Viridiplantae; Streptophyta; Magnoliopsida; Caryophyllales; Amaranthaceae
Product: probable LRR receptor-like serine/threonine-protein kinase At1g07650
Exons: 24
Coding region: 283-3333 (1016 amino acids)
Biological process (GO): protein phosphorylation
Molecular function (GO): ATP binding; protein kinase activity; protein binding
Source: RefSeq, a predicted model, not a curated record